This is a messenger RNA of Stomoxys calcitrans (stable fly), 4502 nucleotides long. It is a transcript of the gene Ptp52F, whose product is annotated as phosphatidylinositol phosphatase PTPRQ. The transcript has 19 exons. Lineage: Eukaryota; Metazoa; Arthropoda; Insecta; Diptera; Muscidae. Gene Ontology annotation, molecular function: protein tyrosine phosphatase activity; protein binding. Gene Ontology annotation, biological process: protein dephosphorylation. The record is from RefSeq and is a predicted model, not a curated record. The coding region runs from base 201 to 4346 and encodes 1381 amino acids.
ACCGAUGCGGUUGGUACAUUGCCCGGAAGAAUUAUUGCAGUUGCUCCGUUACCUCAAACACCAAACGAGGGAUAUAUUUGAAUUCUCCACGGAUCAGAAUAAAACCAAACGAAUAGCAACAGUCAAAGUUGCAAAACAAAGCGAGCAAAGUAAUCAGUUCGCAUUAAAAUUAAAUAUUAAUUUAGUAUGUAAUCGUUGACAUGGCUAAUAAGUUCAAUCUAAGAAGGCGUUGGAAACCACCAUUCCUUUCACAAGCUAUUGAUAUAAUUGUUUUAGCUUGUCUACUAAGUCUUGUCAAUGGUGAGGGCAGCGGCGAAGAUAUAUCCGAUUCUGUGGAAAUUAACGUAGAAAGAACACCCUUUAGUUUGGCAUUUUCUGUUGUGGAUACCGACAACUUUAAAUUGCAGAAUGUUACCUGCAGAAAUAAGAAUAAUUUGGAGAUAGUGGGCAAUGAGCAUAAUAUAUGUGAAAAUCUGGACCCUUGUUCUACAUAUUUCUCAGUGCUAUUCAUAAAAGACCUCAAGAAUGAAGAUCAACCUAUAUUGGAAAAAUCACAAGAUGAGAAAACAGAUUAUGCAGAACCAUCAACAACUAUUACGGAAAUAGUUAACUACACGGAAUCUAUAAAUAUGACAUGGAGCACCGAACAUCGAACCUGUGUCCAAAACUUUCAAAUAGAGGCUAAAUCUGCCGACAAUUCCCAAACACUGAGAUGGACUGUGACAAACGAAAUAACUUUUCUGGAAAUGGAAGGAUUGUAUCCAUGUCAGGAUUACACCAUACAAUUGAAGACGUACAACAUCAGCAACGUCCUAAUUUCAAAUAACACGAGGGCGUCUAGAACUGAGUACAAAGAACCGGGAACUGCCAAGCUUAAUGUUACCGAACACACAAAUGCGCAGACGAAAGUUUCAUGGGAGUUAGAACCGCCGACUACAUGUGUAAAAUUCUAUUAUCUGAAAUGGAAGUUGCUCGACUGUACAAUAGGCGAAACGAAUGUAAUCGAUGACUCACUUGAACCACUUACAGGCAGAAUUUCCCAAUGCGAAUGGUUCGCGAAUAUAACAGAUCCAUCGGCAAAGGACUAUGUGAUUAAUGAUCUACAAGGAUGCGAGCCCUAUGACAUAGAGCUGUAUAUAAAUCAUGUGGAUGAAGCCAAAACAAAUCAGACAUUUGUAUCCCCGGAAAAAGUUCCUGGAGUGAUUACAAUAAAUUCAACCGACACUGAGAGUACUACGGUUAAUCUCGUUUGGAAUGCGCCCUUAUUGAAUCCAAAAUGUGUAGAUUAUUAUUACGUGGACAUAAGAGGACCGGAUAAUUCGUCGUACAAUAUCUCUGGUACAGAUGCGAUUAUUGAUAGCCUGCAGCCAUGUGGACAAUAUAAUUACACUAUAAUACCACAGUCUCUCAAUGGAACUCGAGGGGCAGCCUUAAGUGACAUUUUCAAUACAAAAGAAGGAAAGCCAUCUGCGGUUAGUAAUCAAAGAGUGAAGGCGGGGCCCUUUUCACUAGAUAUAGCAUGGGAUCCUCCUACGUUUGCCGAUUUGUGCGUUACCGGUUAUCGCCUAUCGGGCUGGGACGAUGAGGACAAUGUGGUUGCUGCUUUUGAUAAGAACACCGAGAAUACCAGUAUCACCAUUGAGGGUCUGAAGGCCUGUGUCACAUAUACCGUGCAAAUAAUACCCACUACAAAGUCCAUGAAUGAUGGUGAUUUUUUACACAUUGAAUGUGAAACUCAAUCCAAGGCCUCGGAGGCACCCGAUGUAGAUGUUUUGGCCACUUAUCCAGAUCGGUUUGCUAUCAGUGCCCGAGAAUCGGAUAAAAAUAAUAAGUGUGAGACUAUUUUUGCAAGAAUUGUAUGCGAAGCACGUAUUGAUGCUCCAAUUAAGAAAGCAGAAAAAUAUGUCAAAGGUCAACUAGUAAUUCUCUUCAACACCGACAUUGGUCCUUUGUCACCUUACACAGAGUACUUUUGUAAUGCAGCCCUCUAUAACAUAGGCGGUUGGUCACCCAACAAAAUAUUUGUGAAGAAAACCGAGCCUUAUUUUCCUGAUAAACCGGAGAAUGUCCUUGUUAGAUCAAGCACCAACCAUUCCCUACAUGUGAUGUGGAGUGCGCCCAAGUAUCCCAAUGGCAACAUAAAUUUGUACAUAACCUACUUUCAACGUGUUGAAGCUGCAUACUACAUUCCUAAGGAAUGCAGCGCACCAAAUCCCGAUUUGAAGGCACAAGAGAUAUCAUUACUGGAAAUGUCCUUCAACGAAUUACAGCCUUAUACGAAAUACAGCAUUCAAGUGGCAGCUAAAAAUGAAUUUGGAAUAAGUGAAUGCACUUCGCCCACUAUGAUCACCACCAAACCAUGGAUCUCAGAUCCAGUAACAGAUCUAAGAUCAAUACCCGAAGGUCCAUCAGAUACAGAGUUGGAAUACAAGGCAAAUGUCGUGCUUACUUGGAAGUCACCGUGUAAAUCCAAUGGUGAUAUUGAUCACUUCCUAGUUAACUUCAAUGGCAUUCGCACAGGAUUUGAUGAUCACUCUUUUCAACGCAAAGUUGAACCUUAUUUCAUUGAAAAAGGUCUCAUAACUUAUAACGAAACGGAACUGAAACCGGAAUAUAGUUACUUGGCGAAUGUGUCGGUGAAAACGAAAGGUGUAGAGACUUAUAGCGAUUACACUUCGAUUGCCUUUGAAUCACCGGCGGGAAUUCCUCGAAGUAUGGACUCUGAAGCAUUGCAACAGUCGCGUGUGGAGGCCUACCAAAGUAGUAAUCCAUCAAAGAUAGCCGUUGUUAGAUUCCCAGCAGACAUACUUACAUCAGAUUAUGGCACCAUAUUGUACGUGGCAUUGCUGCUUUCGCAAAAGAACUGCAAUCAAGAGCCAGAACUGAAAUUUGGUGCCAUGGAUACGACUAUGAGUUGGCCGAACGUUAAAUCAUGGGGAGAGGUGUACGGAAACAAGAACACUGACUGCAUUGAACAAUAUCAAACAACGCCAGUGCGUUGGAAGCCAACAGAUACCAAUAGCCGAUCAUCGAAUGAAAUUGAAUUCGUCAUUGGCACUGAUGAUUGCGUGGGAACGUCAAGGAUUUGCAAUGGACCUUUGAAGCCUGACACUGAGUACGAUUUAGUCAUCCGCUUGUUUACAAAGUCCGGUUAUAACGAUGCAGCAUUAUUAGAUUUUAGAACUGAGGCUCUAAUAGAGCUGACUAUAAUUUUGGCAGGCGUCUCCAGCUGUUUAUUAUUGGCAUUCAUAGCAGGAUUCAUUUACCUAUGGAUUACCAAACGUAUUAAAUGGCAACGUGAAUCUGGUCAUGGCAUCGAGGAUUCUUUCGGUGAUAUUUCCUCCAAAAAAUUCGCCAUAUUUUACCGUGAACUUUCGAAACCCGAAAAGAUAGCUCGAGAAUUUAAAGAGCUUAAAGCUGUGGCUCUAGAUCUUAGUUAUUCGGCUUCCGAAAUGGGUUACAAUAAAAAUCGUUACGCAGAUAUUUUCCCAUAUGAUAAAAAUCGUGUGAUACUGGACAUCGAUGCUGAUGGUUCCGACUAUAUUAAUGCUUCAUUUAUUGAUGGUUAUCGAAGACGAAAAGAAUAUAUUGCAACGCAGGGUCCGAAACCUGAAAGCACCACCGAUUUUUGGCGCAUGGUCUUACAGCAUAAUGUCCGAGUUAUUGUUAUGGUAACGCAGUUUCGAGAAGGCGAUGUGACUAAAUGUCACGAAUAUUAUCCUUUCAAGUCUAAAGGCAUUAACGUCAUUGAGAAGAAAAAGGAAAGCCUUGAUCUCUAUGACCGCACCGAGCUAUCGGUGGUUCAUGAAAUGUUCGGUCUCAAACAGAGGGUGGUUCAUUUCUAUUUCAAGAAAUGGCCAGAUCAUGGCUGUCCCACCGAUCCAAUGAAUUUGAUAACAUUUGUGCGAAAAGUUAAAGCGGAGAAAAUUCCAAGUUAUUCACCCAUCGUGGUACAUUGCAGCGCUGGCGUUGGUCGUACCGGCACUUUCAUAGGCCUAGACAUUAUAAUGCAGCGACUGAAAAAUGAAUCAAAAAUUAACAUCUAUGAGACGGUAAAGAAGUUGCGUUUUCAGCGCAUGAAAAUGGUGCAGAGUCUGGUCCAAUACACUUUUCUGUAUACCUGUACUUAUGAGUUGGUCAAACACAAAGUUAGCGGCAAAAUUCUAAAAGGUGAUUCCAAACAAACGACCAUUGUCGAAAGCGACCCAGAGACCAUCGGAAAUACUUUGCGUAAUGCAAAUCAAAGCUCACGCAACGCUUCGGAUAUGAAUUCCCUUAGUAAUCACCGGCAAAAUACGAUUGAACGAUCAGUGGACUGCCAAAACAACAACGAGAGUUUUAUGUGAAAUUCUAGUAGCAGUGAAAUUAUAGACAAUUAAGACUUUUUCGUGAUAAAAUGUACAGACAUUCAUAUAUAGCCUCAACAAAAAAAGUGCAAUUUGUUUAGAUUUACACACAUAUGUAUAUAAUACAAAAUAUUUAUUCAUGCUCUAUGUUAUCAA